AUGGCCGGAAAGUUGCUGUCACUGUUGCCACCCCUGCUGCUGGCUGCGGUGGGUCUCGCCGGUCUCCUGCUGCUGUGCGUCCCAACCCAAGACGUCCGGGAGCCGCCCUCCCUCAAGUACGGCAUCGUUCUGGAUGCUGGCUCUUCACACACAUCUAUGUUUGUCUACAAGUGGCCAGCAGAUAAAGAGAAUGACACAGGCAUCGUGGGCCAGCACAGCUCUUGUGAUGUUCAAGGUGGGGGCAUCUCCAGCUAUGCAGAUGACCCUUCUGGGGCGGGCCAGAGUCUGGUUGAAUGUCUGGAACAGGCACUUGGUGAUGUGCCCAAAGACAGACAUGCCAGCACACCAGUCUACCUGGGAGCUACAGCAGGCAUGCGUCUAUUGAACCUGACCAAUCCAGAGGCCACAGCCAGGGUGCUCGAGGCAGUGACACAGACGCUCACACAGUACCCCUUUGACUUCCGUGGUGCUCGUAUCCUCUCGGGACAGGAUGAAGGAGUGUUUGGCUGGGUGACUGCCAACUACCUGCUGGAGAACUUCAUCAAGUAUGGCUGGGUUGGCCGGUGGAUUCGGCCAAGGAAGGGAACUCUGGGGGCCAUGGAUCUUGGGGGUGCCUCAACACAGAUCACCUUUGAGACGACCAGGCCAUCUGAAGAUCCAGACAGUGAGGUCCAUCUGCGACUCUAUGGCCAGCACUAUCGUGUCUAUACCCACAGCUUCCUCUGCUAUGGCCGGGACCAGGUUCUGAAGAGGCUGCUGGCCAGUGCUCUCCAGAUCCAUCACUUCCACCCCUGCUGGCCAAAGGGCUACUCCACCCAAGUGCUGCUUCGGGACGUCUACCAGUCACCAUGCACUAUGGACCAGCGUCCUCAUGACUUCAACAGCAGUGCCAUUGUCAGCCUUUCGGGGACCAGCAGCCCUGCUCUCUGUCGUGACCUAGUCUCUGGGCUCUUCAACUUCUCCUUCUGUCCCUUUUCCCAGUGCUCCUUCAAUGGGGUCUUCCAGCCCCCUGUGACUGGGAGCUUCAUUGCCUUUUCGGCUUUCUACUAUACUGUGGACUUCCUAAGGACGGUGAUGGAGCUGCCUGUGGGAACCCUGCAGCAGCUGGAGGCAGCCACGGAGAUUGUCUGCAACCAGACCUGGGCUGAGCUUCAGGCCCGAGUUCCAAGGCAGGAGGCCCGCCUGGCUGACUACUGCGCCGGAGCCAUGUUCAUACAACAGCUGCUAAGUCGCGGCUAUCGCUUUGAUGAGCACUCUUACAGAGGAGUGGUCUUCCAAAAGAAGGCUGCAGACACGGCUGUCGGCUGGGCGCUGGGCUACAUGCUAAAUUUGACCAACAUGAUUCCCGCUGACCUUCCAAGACUACGUAAAGGAACUCACUUCAGCUUCUGGGUCGCUCUUCUCCUGCUCUUCGCAAUCCUGCUCUUGGCGGCGUUGGUCCUGCUCCUGCGCCAGGUGCGCUCCACCAAGUCCCCAGGCGCCCUCUAG
Molecule: messenger RNA, 1488 nt
Organism: Cricetulus griseus (Chinese hamster)
Lineage: Eukaryota; Metazoa; Chordata; Mammalia; Rodentia; Cricetidae
Source: RefSeq, a predicted model, not a curated record